AUGAAUCCACCGCACGACUCCCUGCUGAAAUACGACAAUCCAGUUUUGAAGACCAGAAGCACAGACAGCAGUUCACCAAGGCAAUAUAUUUUUUCCCCACAGCUGCCUCCUGUCAGUGGCUCUGCUCCUCCUCCUCCUCUUCCUCCUGACCCCAGAUCAGCCCAAGCCGGCAACACCAUGCAGCAAACGCAGAGAAUCCUCAAUGCCAUCCUGCCACCGAGGGAAUGGAUGCAGAACGGCCAGCUGUGGGUGCAGCAGGUGUCCAGCACGCCAUCUACCCGGGAUGACGUGGUGCGCCUGGCGAAGCAGCUGAAUUUGAAGCUGCAGCAAAGGCAGGCCAGAGAGACAGGCAUCUGUCCCAUCCGCAGGGAGCUCUACUCCCAGUGCUUUGACGAGCUGAUCAGACAGGUAACCAUCAACUGUGCCGAGAGAGGUCUACUGCUGUCACAGGUGUGCAACGAGAGCCGGAGGACCAUGGCUGCCUUUCAGACGCUGUACGAGAGCAGCGUGGCGUACGGCUUUCGGAAGGAAAUGAAUGCUGAGAGGAGCAAGGCUGACAUGGAAAAAAGAAUCGCUGAGCUGCAGAGAGAGAAGCAGGACUUGGAGCAGCAGCUGAGCGAACAGAAGGCUGAGUGUGAGGCAGUUCUGACCCGCGAGAACGAGAGGCGACAGAUGGAGAAGCAGAGGCGUGCACAGGAGAUUGAAGAACUGCAGAGACACAAACAGGAGCUGAAGGUCCAGCUGGAAGCAGUCGUUCUCUCAAACUGACUUCCACACCAUCCACACAGUCAAAAUCCAGUGAAUGCAUGUGAAGUCGAGCUAUUUUUACAUUUAACAUCCUUAUGGGAGAGCUGUUGCAUCCUGCCAGUGUUUGUGCAUUCACAAGCUAUAACAAUACCACUAGGUGGCAGCAUCAUCUCAGUUAAAAAGCCACAAUUCCAUGAGGGAACAAGAUAUAGAGCAGGAUUGCAUUCAAAUUUGUUGCCAUCUGAGUAAGUAUUAUAUAUAAACAUGAAAAUCUGUUGUUGUAUUUUGGCUUUACUGGAGAGUUUGUAGGUGUCCCAAGUCAGAUCUGAACUUAAGACUCCACUUUCAGCUGCAUGCAGGUGAGGAAGUCAAAAAGCAGAAGUCUGGUUGUCACUCUUCACGUUUUCCAAGCUGACAUCUGGAGGAAACACUGAAAAGCCCUGAGUUUUGUCAGUGGAUUUUAAUUUUAAGGCUGAAAAUUGCUGAGAAAAAUUGUUGAGAGGAGUUCAGGCCAAAUUGUAAUUUAGCAGUGAAACAAAGGGAAAUGCAGCUUUUUCAUUGGCGACAUGUUGAAACACUUUGAGACGCUGAGCUGCUGCUGAGUUUGGUUGUAUUUCUUUGUUUACCUGUUUAUGCAAAUGAUUUGAACCAGCAUCCUUUCACUGUAUAUGAAAAAUACCCGUUUAUCUCAUGUAAUUCUGCUGAGUCUUUAGGCGGCAGCUCCACUCAAUUUCUGAGCUGAGCAGCCACAAGCAGCUGUAUACACUUACUGUUUUUGUUUCUUUUAUUGAGAUAAAAAUUCAGUCUGCUGCUGUGCGAGCUUCAUUUUCUAUGCUUCAGUUAAUACUUGGAUUAUUUCUGGAGAAUAAAUUCACAAGGCUUGCAUGACAGGAAAAAUAAUGAUUAUUAUGCAUGUCGCUUACCUGGAGGAUAGUUACGGUUUGAUUUUGUUUUCUCAAGUUAUUUUCUCUUGAACAAUCACUUUGAACAUGACAAAUGAUGUUUAUUGAACAAGUAGAAAGUACAAGCGUGUAUAAAAAUACAAACUUUGCUUUUACAAAUGAAGGGCAGUGCAUCUCUCUAUGCAAAGCGACCAUAUCUGGACAGACAGGCUACUAAAAGGUUAUCCUUUCUACUUAAGUGCAAUUCUACUUCACAUGCUAAUACCACUUCAACA
Messenger RNA from Myripristis murdjan (pinecone soldierfish), 1924 nucleotides. Its product is annotated as axonemal dynein light intermediate polypeptide 1-like. The record is from RefSeq and is a predicted model, not a curated record. NCBI's taxonomy places the organism in Eukaryota, Metazoa, Chordata, Actinopteri, Holocentriformes, Holocentridae. The coding region runs from base 1 to 768 and encodes 255 amino acids. Gene Ontology annotation, molecular function: dynein heavy chain binding. The transcript has 6 exons. Gene Ontology annotation, cellular component: axoneme; ciliary base.